AUGAAUAUCCGAAGAGCCACGCCAGAGGAUUUGCCCGGAAUGCAAGCAUGUAACUUGCAAAAUCUUCCCGAGAACUACCAGAUGAAAUAUUAUAUGUAUCACGCCAUGACAUGGCCGCAGCUAUCCUACGUCGCAGAAGACCACAAGGGCCGCAUUGUUGGGUACAUUAUGGCCAAAAUGGAGGAGGAUCGAAAAGAAGGCGAAGAGCCUCAUGGACAUGUCACUUCCAUCUCCGUACUCAGGACAUACAGGAGGCUAGGGCUUGCAAAGAAACUUAUGAUCCAAUCCCAGGAGGCAAUGGCCACCGUUUAUCGUGCCAAGCACGUCUCGCUUCAUGUCCGCAAAUCCAACCGAGCCGCGAUCGGCCUCUAUCGCGACACUCUGGGUUUCGAAGUUGCGGGCGUGGAAGAAAAAUACUAUGCGGACGGAGAGGAUGCAUAUGCCAUGAAAUUAUCUUUAAAAUACUUGAAUUAA
Rhizoctonia solani is the source of this 474-nucleotide messenger RNA. RefSeq names its product GNAT family acetyltransferase. The record is from RefSeq and is a predicted model, not a curated record. Gene Ontology annotation, biological process: N-terminal peptidyl-glutamic acid acetylation. Gene Ontology annotation, cellular component: NatA complex. NCBI's taxonomy places the organism in Eukaryota, Fungi, Basidiomycota, Agaricomycetes, Cantharellales, Ceratobasidiaceae. Gene Ontology annotation, molecular function: protein N-terminal-serine acetyltransferase activity; protein-N-terminal-glutamate acetyltransferase activity. The coding region runs from base 1 to 474 and encodes 157 amino acids. The transcript is spliced from 6 exons.